UCCGUUUCAAGGCGAGAGCGUGUUGUGUUGUGACAAAUUGUUUGAAGGCUGUCUGUUGCGAGCUGGACCAACCAACGUUGUCAGCUCAACUCGGGUCUGCGAACGAGACAGAACUAAACAGUCGUGCGAUGUCGAUGCCCCGCCCCCUCAGUCGUCGACCUGCAAACGGACGGACGCCACGUCUGUCGGGCUCGACAAAACUGUCGCUCGAUAACGUAAAGAACAAAUUCUAUUCUUGUAAUUAGGGACUGUUUUGAACAGAUUAUAGAGGCAGACAAUCGUGUCGGGGAGUAAUUAAAAACGAAAAUGGCACCGUUAAUACCCGGCGAAGUUUGUAUAUCGAACAAAUUGUUAAUUCACGAAGUACAGAAACGACCGGCGUUAUACGAUAGGUCGAUGCAGGAAUAUACGAAUCAGUUAGCGAAGACUCAGGCAUGGAAAGAUAUAACUGGGAGUAUAUUUUCUGAUCGUUGGAGUAGUUGGACUCGUGGUGAACAGGAUGCUGUCAUGCUUGCCGUUCAGAAGCGAUGGAUGAAUUUACGGAGUUGCUUCGCGAGGGAGCUGCGGAAACAGACAAAAUACGAGAACACGUCACAGGAACGGAGAAGGAAAUAUCGUUAUUAUAAGAACAUGAUGUUUUUGCAGAAACACUCGGCCGCGCAAGGCGUGAAUGAAACUCAGGGGUCCGAAGGCUACCGGUCAGAUAACCUAGAGGAUUGGCAAGGUCAGAACACAGAGAACUCAUACUUAGAAGAUGAAGAUAGCGGGUCGGACUGUAGCGUGCCAAUCAAGAAGGAAAAGAAAGGGUUUGAGAUAGUAAUAGAAGACCCUCUAGAAGACAUGAAACCAGGACCUGAGUCCGUGGAAACACAGAGACAAGACCCGGACCAGGAUAUCAACUUCGUCAUGUCCCUAGUACCAAUGUUCAGAGAGCUACCAGUUAGUCAAAAAUUGAAAAUGCAAGUUGACAUUUUGAAACUUUUUCAACAAGUUGUUAAAAAAUAAAGACUGAUUUUUCCCAUUUAAAUGCUAGUCGUAAGUUUUGCCUGUUAAGUUUUUCUUGUAAACAACGAAUUUGCAUCUCAUUCCUAUAGGAAAUAAAACUUCUUUCAAAUAA
Pectinophora gossypiella (pink bollworm) is the source of this 1117-nucleotide messenger RNA. RefSeq lists its product as uncharacterized. The transcript is spliced from 3 exons. Lineage: Eukaryota; Metazoa; Arthropoda; Insecta; Lepidoptera; Gelechiidae. Gene Ontology annotation, cellular component: transcription regulator complex; nucleus. The record is from RefSeq and is a predicted model, not a curated record. Bases 307 to 1005 code for a protein of 232 amino acids. Gene Ontology annotation, molecular function: DNA binding. Gene Ontology annotation, biological process: regulation of transcription by RNA polymerase II.